AUGGAUGGAGUUCAGAGAAAUUUCAGUAUGAUGGCCGAGAAAAUCGAUCGAAUGCGAUGUUUAAGGGAGCGAUGCGACAAUUAUGUCAGACUAAUAAAACUAACACUUGAUGAAACGAUAAAAGAACAAAAUUCCCUUUUGGAUGGAUCAGCUAUUCAUAAUAGACUAAAGUAUCUAGGUGUAAUGGAUAAACCUAAAUCAUUAUCAAACACAUUCAAUACUGAUAAAUAUCAUAAGAAUAUAGAUUUUAAUAACAAGUACAAGUAUUUAGUGUUUGAUGAUGAUUUGGUUUUUAGACAACAUAAAAAAAAAUCUAACUUAAAUACAAAUGAUAUGUAUUUAUCAAAUGAUUAUAGCAGCUACAAUACUAACUAUAAACCCCGAGUUCAUGACUUUUCAACGGUGUAUGAUGAUCAGCAUAACACAUAUUAUAUGCCAAUCAAUUCUAAAAAAUAUGGAAAAACCACGAACUUUCGAACACCGGAUACUCAAGAAUACCAAGUAUAUUAUUUUCCUACAUCAAAACCUAUAGCUCAAUAUCCUCGACAAACUACUGAGAGAUUUUACAGACGAAAACCUAUUAAGCAAUACCCAAAAGAAGAAGUUCCUUAUUGGCCAACACGGUAUCCAAAGCCAGUGAGAGUUAUUGAACGAGAGCCAUCUUAUUCAAUGAUUGAUUAUGGUUACCGAAGUACAAAUGAUUAUCGCAUUGGUAAAUCAAAUAUUCAGCCGUAUACACCUGAACAUCGUUCAAGAUAUUAUCCAACAAAUGAUAAUAAUAUUUAUCACGGUCAUGAUGAUAGUGAUUAUUAUUAUGAGCCUCAUUUGGGGCAGCGAUCUUUUUCUAGUAUAACAAGACCAUGUUCACCCGUAUAUCAUCGAGAUAUUUUGUGUGAUAGAACUCAAAUAGAAAAUUCCAGCAGUUUACUUGAAAAAAAAAUCCGAGAUUAUGUAUGGAACCCACACAAAGAACGCAUUGAAAAGUAUACGAUUCCAAGUUAUGAAAAGUCCACCUAUUAUACCGAUUUCAAACCAUUAAAUAUUAAACAUCAAGGAGAUGAAACAUUCAGAACACGUUCACCAUUAGGACUAGAUUACCGGGCACGCAAUAGAAAAAACGAGGUAACCAAAGAAAGUGAGUAUAAAAAAAACUCAAUACUUACGACGUCACCAGAAAGAAGACCUGCAGAUGACGAAUAUAUUCAACCGCACAAAGACAAUGAUCAUUAUUCUGAAUCUACAAUAUAUAAAAAAAAAACUGAAACACCUUCGACUUUUUCCAAGCGAAUUAGUUUUGAUCUUGGUAAUGAACAUAUUGAUCCACCUAAUCAUACAAAUUUAAUUGAAGAAAAUACUAAUGAAAAUUAUAACACAAAAAAUAAAUUAGUUUUGGGAAGAAAAGAAUCAAAUGCAAAACUCGAUGAUAAUCGUCGAACAUCGUUAUUGGCAAAAGAUGAUUACUCAGUUUCCAUAAGCAAACAAAAGAUUUCACCAAGUCAUACAAAUGUAAGCUCAAGAAGGCAAUCUUUAAUUAAACAAGAAAAGUUAGCUUCAAUCGGAAAUUCUCUUGAAUCUGAUAACUAUAUAAAUUUGAAAAAUAAUUUUCAAGGAAAUGAUUCUGGUUUGUCAGAAAAAAACGUACAUUCUUACAAUAAUGAUAGAAUAAAUUAUGAUAAUAAUAAUGAUAUUCAGAUUUAUCCGAAGACACAAGAUGAUAAAAACAAUGUUAUGCUUAAAGAUAUAUCAAAUGAAAAUACAUACCGUGAUCUCAGACGUGAUAGCAAUGAAAAUAACAAAAAAAAAUUGAUUGAAACAACAGAAAAAACAAAUUUUGGUUAUCAAGAUCACACAGAAAAUACCAUGAAUAUAAAUGAUAACUCAAAUAUCACUAAACGCAGAGAAAGUUACAAGGGUGAACAAAAGUUGAAAAAAGAAAAUACUCAUGGUAGUACAACAAGUUCUAAUGGAAUGGAUAAUAAAUUAGAGAAUGAAUAUAAUAACAAAAAUGGUACAAAUGUAUCGUCUAAAAAUAGGAUUAGCUCACCCAUAGUUGAUCAUAGGAAUGGAAAUAGUAAUAUGAACGAAUAUGAAACUGAUAACCAACAACAAUUUAUUAAUAAAUCUGAUAGUGUGGAAAAACAAAACAAUUCUGAAACUAUUCAACCACAUAAUGUUGUUAAUGAUUCAACCAAUGAAAUAGAUAUUAUUAGUAAGGUAACACAAGUAAGUUCUGAUUUGAAAACAAUUCCAAAAGACCAAGAACCAUUACAUGAUAUUUCGAAUAACGACCUUACGAAUAAUACAAAUUAUUAUCAAGAUCAUCCUGAUGAAGACGACACAAAAGAACUCCCAGCUCAUGAGUAUGAGACACAACCGGAACAUGUUGCUAGCGACGAACACUUUUAUACAGAUGAGCUCGUUGACGGUAACAAAGAAGUCGUAAUAAACAACAACAUUGAGCCCAUCCAACAAGACGAAUUUGAUGACAAAAACAAUGUACACGAUGAGUAUUAUUAUCAAAAUCCUACGGAUGACAAAAAAGAAAAUCUAACAGAAAACCAAUACGAGAAUCCUGAUUCUCAAGUAAAAGAUGUCGAAAAACAACACGCUAAUGAUGAUUAUUACUAUGAAAACUAUUCUAAUGUUGACCAACAAGAACAACCAGAAAAUCAAUAUUCCAAACCGGCUGUAGAAGGAGAAUAUACAGGUGAGCACGUUGAGCACGACGAUUAUUACUAUCAAAAUCAUGCUGGAGAUGAAAUAAAAGAGCAACAAGGAGAUCAACAGUAUGUUGACCCUAACUAUCAGGGAAAUUACGUUGAUCAACCACCGGCUCACGAUGACUAUUAUUAUCAAGACUAUUCUAAUGGUGAUCCAAAAACACAACCAGAAAAUCAAUACACCGAAUCAGAUCACCAAGGAGAGUACGUAGCUGAGCAAAAUAAUAUGGUCCAUGACGAUUAUUAUUACCAAAAUCAUCCAAAUGAAGGUAAAAAUGAAAAUCAAGUUGAUCAACACUAUCAAGAGCAUCAGGAAAAUUAUGUUAAUGGAGAACAAGACAACUAUUAUUACGAGAAUAAUUCUAAUGUUAACACAGAAAGGCAUCCUGAAGACCAAUAUGACGAAAAUGCUCAACAGGAAACAUACACAGGUGAUCAGCACACAAAUGACGGUUACUAUUAUCAAGAAGGCAAUACAAAUUACGACGAGACUGUCCCAAAAGAACAAUAUGAUGGUUAUGUUGAUAACAACCAAGACGCUAAUGCAGCUUAUUAUACAGAUCCAAAUGUCGAAAAUUAUGACCAACAACAACAUGAUUAUGAAAACAAUAGUUACCCAACACAAAAAUCAGAAUAUAUAGAACCAUAUGAACAAAAUUCUAACAAUGAAAAUAAUGGUUAUUCCGAAAACAUAGAUGAAAGUCAACCAACGAGUCAAAUUGCCAACGAACAAAAAUAA
Messenger RNA from Macrosiphum euphorbiae (potato aphid), 3459 nucleotides. Lineage: Eukaryota; Metazoa; Arthropoda; Insecta; Hemiptera; Aphididae. The record is from the annotation of a GenBank genome assembly.